AUGUCGGACCGUGAGAGUGGUGAAGAUCAGCAACAGCAGGCACAAAAUAGAGGUGCUUAUGAGCAGGAACUUGCAACCAAAACUUUGAUGAUACAGUCCAAAAGGUUCUACCUGGAUGUUAAGCAAAACAGAAGAGGAAGGUUUAUUAAAAUUGCUGAGGUAGUUGGUGCUGGUGGAAAGAAGAGCCGCCUCCUUCUGGCUAUGUCUACAGCUGCAGAAUUUCGGGAUAAUUUAACAGAGUUCAGUGAACAUUAUGCAUCUUUGGGUCCUCCAAAUCCUGAUAAUCUUCCAGAGGAUGGUAAACUAAAAACAGAAACAAUGGUUAAAGAUAACAGGCGCUAUUACUUAGACUUGAAAGAAAACCAGCGUGGACGGUUCUUAAGGGUAUCUCAAACAAUUCCUAGAGGUGGUCCCAGAACGCACAUUGCUAUCCCUGCCCAAGGAAUGAUUGAAUUUAGAGAUGCCCUCACAGAUUUACUGGAUGAAUUUGGAAUUGAAGAUCAUGAUCGCAGUGAAUUACCAGAAAAUCGAACGGCACGAGUGGAAGGGAAAAUAUUUUACUUUGAUGUUGGUUCUAAUGCUCGGGGUGUGUUUCUUCGGCUAACAGAGGCUCGGCCUGGUGGAUAUCGCAGCUCCAUUACCAUUCCAGAGCGUGCCUGGUCAAGGUUUCGGGACCUUAUGGCAGAAUUUGCUGAUAAAAUGAAGUCCAAAGAGGGCCAAUAG
Messenger RNA from Acanthosepion pharaonis, 723 nucleotides. Lineage: Eukaryota; Metazoa; Mollusca; Cephalopoda; Sepiida; Sepiidae. The record is from the annotation of a GenBank genome assembly.